AUGAAGGCAAAUACUACGGCUGCUUUCAUUGGCAGCUUGCUCGCCACAUCGAUGCCUUUUGCGCGGUCUCCAGAGGUGGUCGACGCCCCACCCUUCGGAUAUACCGCCGGAUCGCCAGCGUCAGUCGCGAAUAUGAAGGAAAAGAUCAAGCACGUUGUCUGGGUCCUCCUCGAAAAUCGUUCCUUCGACAAUCUCCUUGGUGGCUUAAAUCGUCCCGGGCUCGACAACCCUAUCAACGUCGGUGAUGUUUGUAAUCCUGUUGAUGUCACCAAACCCAAUGGCGCCACGCUCUGCACGAGGUCCAAAGAUUUCGACUCUGUGCUAAACGAUCCCGACCACAGCGUAACCGGAAACAAUUUCGAGUUCUAUGGUCAAUUUGCGCCAGAUAAUACGGCCAUCCAGAACGGGACUCUUGUCGCGACCAAUCAGGGCUUCGUCAACAAACAAACCAUUUCGUAUCCGUCCAUAGGCUCGAGCCUUGCAGCAGCGCAAGUGAUGGGCUACUAUAGUGAAAGCGAGAUUCCGACAAUCGCCGAUAUAGUGGACUCUUUCACGACAUUCAAUUAUUGGUUCUCAUGCAUUCCUGGCCCCACCAACCCCAAUCGUGCCUGUGCUACUUCUGGCACUUCUGCGGGCCAUGGUUCUAAUGACGCCUCAUUUACAGUCGCUGGACUAACUCAGAACAACAUUUUCCAAACUGCCACAGCGCAUAACAUCAGCUGGAUCAACUAUGACGGUACUAAUGGUGCUUUCGCCCCGGAUGCCUUGUUUUAUGCAUCAGUCAAAGCCCACUCAACUGCCAAUAUCGUUCCCAUUGAGAAUUUCUUCCAAGAUGCCUUCCUUGGACUUUUGCCCCAACUCUCGUACUUGAAUCCUUCGUGUUGUGGUGUCAACACAAAUUCUAUGCACCCGGACGGAAACGUGUCAUAUGGACAGGUCUUUACUAAGCAAGUUGUCGACGCCGUGAGGCAAGGACCGCACUGGAAUGACACGUUAAUCUUGCUCACCAUGGACGAGAGCGGAGGUUUCCAUGAUCACGUCCCUUCUCCACUUGCAGUCCCCACCGAUAACCUGAGCUAUACGGAGACCAAGAGUGGCCAGACCUAUACGUUCCACUUCGACCGUCUGGGUGGUCGCAUUCCCACUUUCUUGAUAUCGGCGUACUCGCCCAAGGGUCAUAUCGAGAACAUGGGGACUAACCCCAAGACGGGGGGUGUCGAAGCUUACAGCGCGACAUCAGUGUUGAAAACACUCGGACUGCUAUGGGAUUUGGACGACCUUACGCCACGUGUCAGCAAUUCUCCUACAUUUGACCAUCUUAUCGGGCCAACGAUGCGGACCGACGUGCCGUUGAUCUUGACCCCACCGUUACCAUUCCCCAACGACACAUGA
Messenger RNA from Mycena indigotica, 1392 nucleotides. Its product is annotated as Phosphatidylglycerol specific phospholipase C. The transcript is spliced from 7 exons. Gene Ontology annotation, biological process: phospholipid catabolic process. Lineage: Eukaryota; Fungi; Basidiomycota; Agaricomycetes; Agaricales; Mycenaceae. Gene Ontology annotation, molecular function: hydrolase activity, acting on ester bonds. The record is from RefSeq and is a predicted model, not a curated record. The coding region runs from base 1 to 1392 and encodes 463 amino acids.